AUGUCGCUCUUGUUCAAUACCCUGCCGGAAACGGCCCGGGUGUCCCCCACGCCCUUCAAGGUCUCCAUCCACAAGAGCCGGCUGACCGAGCUGGAGACGCUCAUCAGGCUAUCCAAGUUGGCCCCGCACACCUUCGAGAACUCGCAGACUGAUGGCCGCUAUGGUGUCACCACCGAAUGGCUGGUUGGUAUGCGGGAUCAGUGGCUACAAUCCUAUAGAUGGAAAUCAUCCGAGGACCGCAUCAACAGCUUUCCCCAGUGGAAAAUCGAAGUCGAAGAUCUGUCGAUUCAUUUCGUAGGUCUCUUCUCGCGGAAGAAGGAUGCGAUCCCGAUUCUAUUGAUCCACGGAUGGCCUGGGAGCUUCCUGGAGUUCCUCCCUAUUCUGGACAAUUUCAGGCAGGAAUAUACACCUGAAACCCUGCCUUACCACUUAAUUGUCCCGUCGCUUCCCGGAUAUACGUUCUCUUCUGGUCCUCCGCUUGAUAAGGAUUUCAACACGUGGGACAUUGCCCGCGUCCUCGACCAGCUGAUGAAGGACAUCGGAUUCGGAAAUGGCUAUGUUGUCCAAGGUGGUGAUAUCGGAAGUCACGUAGCCAGAUGUCUCGCUGUGGAUCAUGAAAGCUGCAAAGCCGUACAUCUCAAUGUUUGUUUCAUGCGACGACCAGAAGGAGUAACCGAUGACAAUUUGAAUGCUUUCGAACUACAAGGCAUCGAAAGACUGGAAAAGUUCCAGGCACUGGGGUCCGGCAGCCCCAUGGCACUGUUAGCAUGGAUUGGUGAAAAGUACCUGCAAUGGGUCGAUGAGCCCUUGUCUCAGGACUAUAUCCUUGAAUCAGUUACUUUGUAUUGGCUUACAGCUACAAUUGCUCGGUCGAUCUAUACAUAUCGCCAGAAUUACCCACCACCAUCCGUUCCCGCUGCAAAUGAUCCUCGGUGGUACAUCCAGAAACCUUUUGGAUUUUCUUCUUUCCCCAUGGAAUUAGCACCCCUACCUCGAUCAUGGGUGGCGACUACUGGAAACCUCGUCUACUGGGGACAGCAUCAGAAGGGUGGCCAUUUCGCAGCACUCGAAGAGCCCGAAGCGCUUAAGACUGAUCUUACAGAAUUUGUGCAGAGGGUCUGGCCGGAUGUGCAGUUCCCCACAUUUGAGGCUCCCAUCGAUGCCGCUGAUCUAACCUCCAACUACACAAGGCCGGAACUACUCACAUCGCUUGAAGGCACGAUGUGCUCAGCUGCUACAGACCCCAUGGAUAUCGAUACAGUCUUCUCCGACGAAUCUAGCUUUUACGGCGACGAGGAAGAAAAGGCAAGCUUGGAAAAACAAGCAGCUACCUUCGACCCAGAACCAUACUGGUCAAAAUUCCACCCUAAGCUUCUAUCAACGCUUCAGCAUGAGCUCCGCGCACCGACUUCGCCCGCAAAAUCAGAGCCGCGGGCAUCUGUACAUGCAAACGAGGACGUCUCAGAUUCAACUCUCCGGAAGAACCAACGCGGGCGCAAAGAACCUAUAUCCCACUUUCUCUCACGUCUCCCGCCUUCUAAAACAUUGGCUUCAGACGUCGGCCCCUGGAUCUGGAUGUUUGGCCCAGACUCCAAGGCCCAACUGGACCAAGACGUCCCUUCGUUCGUGAGGAAGGGUAGUGGCCUGCUACAUGCCUAUGAGAACGAGAGCACGGAACUCCGCGCAGCCCAUGAGAGAUCCGGCGCGAAGACUACGGCUCCUCUGACCCGUAAACUGAGUCAGCUUCGUCGCGCGCUGGAACGGAAUAUUCUGGACUCUGCACGGGAAUGUGGUGUGACGUACGGGAAGUGGAUGCUAUUCCCCAACGUACGGAAUGUGGAUUCGAUUUGGAAAACGGUUGUUACUGCGCUGGAUAAAGGGAAGCUGGGGAAUGAGGCAAAGGUUGCUACAGAUGAUGGGUCGGGACAGACGCGGCUGAUCUGCAUCUAUACGAAAAACUUUGGAGACAAGGAGGACGUGAAGCGCGUGUUGAAGAUGAUGGUCGAGGUGGGACUGGUGCAAGAGGAGGCUAAGCCGAUAUAUUACAAGUGUGAUGCCUACACGCAUCUGGAUAUCAAGUCGAAGAACGACUACGGUCUCAAAGCCAGUAUGUUUUCGAGUCGUGAUGUGCUUACUGGGAAGGUUUGA
This is a messenger RNA of Penicillium argentinense, 2148 nucleotides long. RefSeq names its product Isopenicillin N synthase. Lineage: Eukaryota; Fungi; Ascomycota; Eurotiomycetes; Eurotiales; Aspergillaceae. Gene Ontology annotation, molecular function: epoxide hydrolase activity. The record is from RefSeq and is a predicted model, not a curated record. Gene Ontology annotation, biological process: epoxide metabolic process. The transcript has 11 exons. The coding region runs from base 1 to 2148 and encodes 715 amino acids.